This is a messenger RNA of Neoarius graeffei (lesser salmon catfish), 5644 nucleotides long. RefSeq names its product NACHT, LRR and PYD domains-containing protein 12-like. Lineage: Eukaryota; Metazoa; Chordata; Actinopteri; Siluriformes; Ariidae. Gene Ontology annotation, molecular function: protein binding. The transcript is spliced from 26 exons. The coding region runs from base 59 to 5572 and encodes 1837 amino acids. The record is from RefSeq and is a predicted model, not a curated record.
GUGAAAGUGUUUUCAGGUGAAAGUCAGCAGGAGUUUUAUUUUUUGUGAUCAGAAAAACAUGUGGCUCUUUUGGAGGAAAAAAUCAUCAGAUGAAACGAAGGAAAGGCCUGUCUCACCUGGACCCAGCUGUGUGUCCUUUCAGAGUGACCACUCAAUGACGCAGCCUCUCCGUUUUACAGAUGGCGCAUCCUCUGUGGAAAGAACCCCAAAACAGGAACCAGAAAACAGCUGCAGAAAUUUGAUAGAGUCCGUAUUCCAGCUGGAGCACAAAGUCAUCACAUUGGUGAAGAAUGAACUGAACAAUUUAAAGAAGCUACUGAGUGCUGAUUACCCAGAAUGCUCUGAGAAGGAGGAGAAAGCGGAGGAGGAGGAUCUGGACCGUAUUAGAGAGAGUGUGCUGAAGAUCACACUGCGUAUCCUGAAGAACCUGAAGCAGAAAGAUCUCGCUCACCAACUGCAGAUCAAGCUGGCCUCUGUAUAUCAGCGAAAACUCAAAUCCAGACUUGGAGAUAAAUUUAAAAGGAUAAAUGAAGGAAUCUCCCAGCAUGGGACAUCAGUACUUCUGAAUCAGAUCUACACAGAGCUCUACAUCACAGAGGGCUGGAGUGAAGACAUCAGUGAUGAACAUGAGGUGAGACAGAUUGAGACAGUGUCCAGGAGACCAGUAACAGAGGAGAAACCCAUCAAAUGUAAUGAUCUCUUUAAAGACACGUCCAUCAGAAGUGUGCUGACUAAAGGAGUUGCUGGAAUUGGAAAAACUGUCUCUGUGCAGAAGUUCAUUCUGGACUGGACUGAAGGGAAAGUGAAUCAGGAUGUCACCUUCAUGUUUCCACUUCCCUUUAGAGAGCUGAAUCUGAUGAAGCAGCAAAACCUCAGUCUGAUGAAUCUUCUUCAUCAGUUUUUCCCUGAUAUUAAGGGCCUAGAAGUAAUAGAGAGUGAUACCUACAAAAUCCUGUUGAUCUUCGAUGGUCUGGAUGAGUGUCGACUUCCUCUAGAUUUCCAGAACAAUAAGAGAUUGUGUGAUGUGACCGAGUCGGCCUCAGUGGAUGUGCUGUUGACGAACCUCAUCAAGGGGAAUCUGCUUCGCUCUGCUCUCCUCUGGAUAACCACUCGACCAGCAGCAGCCAAUCAGAUCCCUUCUGAGAGUGUAGACCAGGCAACAGAGAUACGAGGGUUCAGUGAUCCUCAGAAAGAGGAGUACUUCAGGAAGAAGAUCAGUGAUCGGAGCCUGGCCAAUAAAAUCAUCACACACAUGAAGUCUUCAAGAAGCCUCUACAUCAUGUGCCACAUCCCAGUCUUCUGCUGGAUCUCAGCCACUGUUCUCGAAAGAAUGUUAGGUGAAGCAGAGAGUGGAGAGAUCCCCAAGACUCUGACUCAAAUGUUCACACACUUCCUUAUCUUUCAGAUCAAACACAAGGAACAAAAGUACCAUGGAACAUAUGACCCUGAUUCUCAGCAGACCAGAGAGAGUAUCCUGGCACUGGGAAAACUGGCUUUCCAACAACUGGAGAAAGGAAACCUGAUCUUCUAUGAGGAAGACCUGAGAGAGUGUGGCAUUGGUGUUCGAGAAGUGGCAGUGUACUCAGGGGUGUGUACUCAGAUCUUCAGAAAAGAAUCAGGACUCUACCUGGGGAAGAUGUUCAGCUUUGUGCAUCUGAGCAUUCAGGAGUUUUUGGCUGCGUUGUAUGCAUUUCUCUGCUUUCUUGACAAAACUCCAACAAAAGAGCAAACUACUGCUCUGUCUGGUCUUUUCAACACAUCAGAAAUGUCUGACUUCCUCAAAGGUGCAGUGGACCAGGCCUUACAGAGUGACACCGGACACUUGGAUCUUUUCCUUCGCUUCCUUCUGGGCCUCUCAGUGGAGUCCAAUCAGAAGCUCAUUCGAGAUCUGCUGCCACACACAGGAAGCAGCUCUGACUGCCAGAAGGACAUAGUUGAGUACAUCAAGUUCAAGUUUGAACAAAAUCCAUCUCCAGAGAGAUUAAUAAACCUUUUCUACUGUCUGAAUGAGUUAAAUGAUGAUUCACUCGUGAAAGAGAUCCAAAGUUACAUGAGCUCAGGACGUCUCUCUGAAGCUGCACUCUCACCUGCUCAGUGGUCUGCUCUGGUCUUUGUGUUGCUGACAUCAGAUGAGGAUCUGGAAGUGUUUCAGCUACAGAAGUUCAUAAAGUCAGAUGAAUGCUUUAAGAGGCUGCUACCAGUCGUCCAGCAAGCCACAACAGUUCUGCUCAGUGAUUGUAACCUGACAGAGAGAAGCUGCUCAGCUUUACACACAGUUCUCAGCUCUGAAUCCUCCAAACUGACUGACGUGGAUCUGAGCAGUAACCAUCUGGAGGACUCAGGAGUGAAGCAGCUUUGUGUUGGACUGGAGAGUCCAAACUGUAAACUGGAGAAACUGAGGCUGAAUAAAAGUAAUCUGACUGUGGAGAGCUGUUCAGCUUUAGCCAGCGUUCUCAAAUUAAAGUCCUGCAGUGUGAGAGAGCUGGACCUGAGCAACAACAGUCUGCAGGAUCCAGGAGUCACUCAGCUUUCUGCUGGACUGAAGAAUCCACAGUCUCCACUCAGAACACUGAGACUGUGUAACUGCAGUGUAGCAGCUGAAGGCUGUGCUGCUUUGGCUGCAGCUCUGGAAGAAAAUCCCUCACAGCUCAGAGAGCUGGAUCUGAGCGGGAAUAAAGCAGGAGACUCAGGAAUAAAGCAGAUCUCGAACCUCCUACAGAAUUCACACUGCCUCCUGGAAACACUCAAGCUCAGUGAUUGUAACCUGACAGAGAGAAGCUGCUCAGCUUUACACACAGUUCUCAGCUCUGAAUCCUCCAAACUGACUGAGGUGGAUCUGAGCAGUAACCAUCUGGAGGACUCAGGAGUGAAGCAGCUUUGUGUUGGACUGGAGAGUCCAAACUGUAAACUGGAGAAACUGAGACUGUGUAACUGCAGUGUAGCAGCUGAAGGCUGUGCUGCUUUGGCUGCAGCUCUGGAAGAAAAUCCCUCACAGCUCAGAGAGCUGGAUCUGAGUGGGAAUAAAGCAGGAGACUCAGGAAUAAAGCAGAUCUCGAACCUCCUGCAGAAUUCACACUGCCUCCUGGAAACACUCAAUUCCUGGGGCUGUAAUCUGACUGUGGAGAGCUGUUCAGCUUUAGCCAGUGUUCUCAAAUUAAAGUCCUGCAGUGUGAGAGAGCUGGACCUGAGCAACAACAGUCUGCAGGAUCCAGGAGUCACUCAGCUUUCUGCUGGACUGAAACACAGUCACUGUAAACUGGAGAUUCUGAGGUUUAAUGCAUGUGUUAUAACUGAUGGAAGCGGUUCGGCUCUCGCUGAAGUUUUGAGCUCUGAAUAUUCCCAGCUGAGAGAGCUGGACCUGAGCAACAACAGUCUGCAGGAUCCAGGAGUUACUCAGCUUUCUGCUGGACUGAAGAAUCCACAGUCUCCACUCAGAACACUGAGGCUGAAUAAAAGUAAUCUGACUGUGGAGAGCUGUUCAGCUUUAGCCAGUGUUCUCAAAUUAAAGUCCUGCAGUGUGAGAGAGCUGGACCUGAGCAACAACAAUCUGCAGGAUCCAGGAGUCACUCAGCUUUCUGCUGGACUGAAACACCGCCACUGUAAACUGGAGAUUCUGAGACUGUGUAACUGCAGUGUAGCAGCUGAAGGCUGUGCUGCUUUGGCUGCAGCUCUGGAAGAAAAUCCCUCACAGCUCAGAGAGCUGGAUCUGAGCGGGAAUAAAGCAGGAGACUCAGGAAUAAAGCAGAUCUCGAACCUCCUACAGAAUUCACACUGCCUCCUGGAAACACUCAAGCUCAGUGAUUGUAACCUGACAGAGAGAAGCUGCUCAGCUUUACACACAGUUCUCAGCUCUGAAUCCUCCAAACUGACUGACGUGGAUCUGAGCACUAACCAUCUGGAGGACUCAGGAGUGAAGCAGCUUUGUGUUGGACUGGAGAGUCCAAACUGUAAACUGGAGAAACUGAGACUUUCAGACUGCAGGAUAACAGAGGAAGGAUACACUGCUCUGGCUGAAGCUCUGAAAUCAUCCCACCUGAUAGAGCUGGAUCUCAGAGGGAACGACCCUGGAGCAUCAGGAGUGAAGCUGCUCACUGAUUUACUCCAGGAUCCAGACUGUAAACUAACAACACUGAGUUUGUUGAAACGUCCUGCUGCACAAGAGGCCUGUACUUGGCUAAAUUCAGUUUUAGAUGAAAACCCUUUACUCCUAAAAGAGCUGGAUCUGAGCAUGAAGGAACCAGGAGACUCAGGGGUGAAGAAGCUCUCAGCUCUACUGGAAGACUCUCACUGUAAAUUUCAGAAAAUUCGGCUGAAUAAAAGUAAUCUGACUGUGGAGAGCUGUUCAGCUUUAGCCAGCGUUCUCAAAUUAAAGUCCUGCAGUGUGAGAGAGCUGGACCUGAGCAACAACAGUCUGCAGGAUCCAGGAGUCACUCAGCUUUCUGCUGGACUGAAACACCGUCACUGUAAACUGGAGAUUCUGAGACUUUCAGACUGCAGUAUAACAGAGGAAGGAUACACUGCUCUGGCUGAAGCUCUGAGACUAAACCCAGCAUCACACCUGAGAGAGCUGGAUCUCAGAGGGAACGACCCUGGAGCAUCAGGAGUCCAACAACUUACUGACUGCAAAACUAACAAACUGACACUCAGGUUGUUGAAAAGUGCUGAAGCAGAGGAAGCCUACAACCUUCUUACUCGAAUGUUCAGUAAAAACCCCUUACUGCACACGGAGCUGGAUCUGAGCUCCAGAAAAUUAACAGAUGUCAGAGUGGAUCAGCUCUCGGCUCUGCUGCAGGAUCCACAUUACAGACUGCAGAAACUUACUUGCUGUUUUUUACAGCCAGAAGCGACUGUAUCCAUGCGGACUGUGCCUGUGCUGAUUGGAAAGCCGCUGACAAGCGUCAGUGAGAAAUCCUGCACUGCUUUGGCUUCAGCUCUCUGUACAAAUCCAUCACACAUCAGAGAGCUGGAUCUGAGUUGGUGUGAACUGGGAGACUCAGGAGUGGAGAAGCUCUGUGAUCUACUGAAGAAACACGAGUGUAAACUGGAGACACUGCUACUGAGGUACAGUGUCAGUGAGAAAUCCUGCACUGCUUUGGCUUCAGCUCUCUGUACAAAUCCAUCACACAUCAGAGAGCUGAAUCUGAGUGGGUGUAAACUGGGAGACUCAGGAGUGGAGAAGCUCUGUGAUCUACUGAAGAAACACGAGUGUAAACUGGAGACACUGCGACUGAGUUACAGCGUCAGUGAGAAAUCCUGCACUGCUUUGGCUUCAGCUCUCUGUACAAAUCCAUCACACAUCAGAGAGCUGGAUCUGAGUGGGUGUAAACUGGGAGACUCAGGAGUGGAGAAGCUCUGUGAUCUACUGAAGAAACACGAGUGUAAACUGGAGACACUGCGACUGUGUUACAGCGUCAGUGAGAAAUCCUGCACUGCUUUGACUUCAGCUCUCUGUACAAAUCCAUCACACAUCAGAGAGCUGGAUCUGAGUGGGUGUAAACUGGGAGACUCAGGAGUGGAGAAGCUCUGUGAUCUACUGAAGAAACACGAGUGUAAACUGGAGACACUGCGGUGAGUAACUCAGUCAGUGCGUUUACAUGCACAUCCAAAUCGAGCUGCUGUCGGUAAUCGAGCUAAGGGUCCCAGC